AUCGCCUAACGCACGAAAGCACCCACGCCGACUACCCCGUUAAUACAUUCAUCUAAAUGACCGACAUUACUUCUGUUGCUGCCAACGUCCAUGUCGUCGUCGAGCACGCUACAUCAGCGGAUGAAGAGGGUGUCCAAGAGGGUACAAGUACCAUGUCGGACGUCGUCGAUUCCGCGAGCUCCGACAAAUCCUUCUCUAGAGAGUCAACUCCAAGUUCCCUGAGUGAGGAAGUCCCGCCUGCGACCAACGAAAGCGCUGAAGCGUUCAGAGAUGGCGAAUCCAUAAAUACAUUGUCUGUUCCUCCGUUUAGACCUAAAGGGCAAAUCACUCUGCAGUCCACUACCAACAAGCCACCAAAGAAAUAGAUGCGGGAUGAAGGCUGUGUAUCAGGCAGCGACCCUGUCCUGGACUGGUUUCUCGUUCUUCUCGCAGAUGGACACUUUGCUUCCAAAGAAUGUCAUACUCCG
Molecule: messenger RNA, 467 nt
Organism: Fomitiporia mediterranea MF3/22
Lineage: Eukaryota; Fungi; Basidiomycota; Agaricomycetes; Hymenochaetales; Hymenochaetaceae
Exons: 4
Coding region: 57-365 (102 amino acids)
Source: RefSeq, a predicted model, not a curated record